GCGGCGGGAGCGAUGGAGAUGCAGUCGUACUACACCAAGCUUUUGGGAGAGCUCAACGAGCAGCGCAAGAGGGACUUCUUCUGCGACUGCAGCAUUAUCGUGGAGGGGAGGAUCUUCAAAGCCCACAAAAACAUUUUAUUCGCCAACAGCGGCUAUUUCCGAGCCCUGCUGAUUCACUACAUCCAAGACAGCGGACGCCACAGCACCGCCUCUCUGGACAUCGUCACCUCGGAGGCCUUCUCCAUCAUCCUGGAUUUCCUUUAUUCCGGGAAGCUAGAUCUCCGUGGGGAAAACGUUAUUGAGGUGAUGUCUGCGGCUAGCUAUUUGCAGAUGACCGAUGUGGUCAACUUCUGCAAGGCGUAUAUAAGGUCAUCGUUAGAUAUUUGCAGGAAAAUAGAGAGAGAAGCUGCUUUCUAUCAGGCUGAUAGCGGGAGCGCUAGUUCUGCGAGAGAGGGCACCUCGUACAGCUCAAAGAGCCAGUGCUCUGCCUCUGUCUCUUCCCUGCAGGAAAAGGAAAGGAUUUCGGAUUGCCAGAGAGACCCUCCCUGUGGAGAAUGCAGCAGCUGCCAUCCCCUGGAGCUUGUGGUCAGAGACCCCGUAAGCAGCGACUCUCCAGACGACGUCAAUUCUUCGCUGCCCAAGGGGGUGGAACCCAAAGUAGAGUUUGACUCGGAUGAAGUAGAGGUCGAAGUGGGUGAACGGCUGCCGCAGUAUCCGACUCCGUUGUCCCUCGAGCAGAUGGAAGAGGGGCUGCACGGCGGGCAGGCGAUGGACCUGGCCUGCAAUAACUAUCACAUGAAACAGUUCCUAGAGGCCCUGUUGCGCAACAGCUCAGCUCAGAGAAAGGAUGAUGUGGUUCAUCACUUUGUCCGGGGCUUUGAGGGUAGGCCAGAGGAUGGAGGGGUAGCCAUGAGUUCCAUGAUGGACAUUCACGGCGACUGGUAUGGUGAGGACACAGGUGAUGUGUUAGUUGUGCCAAUCAAGCUUCACAAAAUUCGCUCUCACACAGGUGAGAGACCCUACCCCUGUGAGACGUGUGGGAAGCGUUUCACUCGGCAGGAACACCUCCGGAGCCAUGCUUUAAGUGUGCAUCGAUCAAACAAGCCGAUCAUCUGUAAAGGCUGCAGGAGAACAUUCACGAGCAGCCUGUCUCAAGGACUGCGACGCUUUGGCUUGUGCGACAGCUGCACCUGCGUGACCACGACCCACGAGGACUCGAUGCCCAUUAACCUCAGCCUGAUGGAACCUUCAUCGGAAGGCCAAGAGAAGGGUGAUGCGGAUAACGAUUGGCCCAUAUACGUGGAGUCUGGAGAGGAAAACGAUCCAGCUGAUGAUGAUGAUGCCGACGGUGAUGACAAGCAGGAAAUCCACAGGAGCUUAUCAGACCGAGAAACACUUAUGUAGCAGUGAGAGGAGAGUGGGAGCGUUUAAAGUGUCUCCCUGGCAGUGGUCAGUCUGCAACAGAAAGCUGCGUAUUUGCCCAAUUAGUGAGACUGUGCUGGGUUUUAUUAU
Pygoscelis adeliae (Adelie penguin) is the source of this 1512-nucleotide messenger RNA. It is a transcript of the gene ZBTB8B, whose product is annotated as zinc finger and BTB domain containing 8B. The record is from RefSeq and is a predicted model, not a curated record. NCBI's taxonomy places the organism in Eukaryota, Metazoa, Chordata, Aves, Sphenisciformes, Spheniscidae. Gene Ontology annotation, biological process: regulation of transcription by RNA polymerase II. Gene Ontology annotation, molecular function: DNA-binding transcription factor activity, RNA polymerase II-specific; RNA polymerase II cis-regulatory region sequence-specific DNA binding; protein binding. The transcript has 4 exons. The coding region runs from base 13 to 1404 and encodes 463 amino acids.